This is a messenger RNA of Quercus lobata, 735 nucleotides long. RefSeq lists its product as uncharacterized. The coding region runs from base 1 to 735 and encodes 244 amino acids. The record is from RefSeq and is a predicted model, not a curated record. The transcript has a single exon. Lineage: Eukaryota; Viridiplantae; Streptophyta; Magnoliopsida; Fagales; Fagaceae.
AUGAACAUUAAGCAAUGGGAGGACGAGACGCUGAGAUCCUACAUAACCCGUUUCAACAAGGAGGCCCUCUCAAUUGACGAGGCAGAUGACAAGAUACUCGUGGUAGCAUUCACUAAUGGGUUACGAAAGGGUAAGUUCUUGUUUUCUCUGUACAAGAACGAUCCAAAGUCCAUGUCGGAUGUGCUUUACAGGACCACCAAGUAUAUGAACACGGAAGACGCACUGCUGGCUCGGGAGGAUAAGCCCAGAAAAAGGGAAAGACAGGACGACACGAGGCAAGAUAGGGGGCGCAAGAUGGCUAGGACCAGAGAACGACAGGAUGAUAGACGCUCCAAACCCCUCACUGGGAGGUUCACAAGCUUCACCCCAUUAAUUGCCGCAAUAGAUCAGGUCUUAAUGCAGAUCAAAGACAAGGGAGCCCUGAUGUUUCCCGGCAAGUUGAAAGGAGAUCCCAGUAAGAGGCCAAGGGACAAGUACUGCCGCUUCCAUCGAGACCACAGGCACGACACAACUGACUGCUACGAUCUAAAACAACAGAUAGAGGCCCUUAUAAGACAGGGGAAGCUACAGAGGUUCGUUAGUAAGGAAAAAAAGGAUCCACACCAAGAGCAAGCCCUGCGACAGGAGAAUGAGCACCCAAGGCCGCCCAUUGGAGACAUAAGGAUGAUCGUAGGGAGCACGGAAACUUCUGUGUCGUCCAAAAAAGCCCGGAAGACCUACCUGAGAACGGUCUAG